Messenger RNA from Papaver somniferum (opium poppy), 2161 nucleotides. Its product is annotated as pectinesterase-like. The record is from RefSeq and is a predicted model, not a curated record. Gene Ontology annotation, molecular function: pectinesterase inhibitor activity; pectinesterase activity. The transcript has 2 exons. Gene Ontology annotation, biological process: cell wall modification. Bases 198 to 1940 code for a protein of 580 amino acids. Lineage: Eukaryota; Viridiplantae; Streptophyta; Magnoliopsida; Ranunculales; Papaveraceae.
UAUCCAUUUCUCCAACAUCCGGGAACACUAACAAGUUCUUACAAGAAGGAUGAUGAUAUUGUAAUAAUAAGAUCUCUUCUCAUCCUGUUGUUAUUCUUGUUUCCCGGCAUCUCGCCUUCUGUUGAAAGCUUUCAAAAUUAGGGAACGCGAAGGCGAGAUUACUAUCAUAUAGAAGGAAAAAAAGAAAAGAAAAAAAGAUGAUUGGAAAGGUUGCUGCGGCGAGUGUGUCGCUUAUCCUAGUAGUAGGUGUUGUCAUUGGUGUAAUAGCUAGUGUUGGCCACUUCCACAAACAUGACAAUUCAUCAAAUGGCGGAGCAAAUGCAGAUGAUCACUUGUCGCCAGGAAUGAAGGCCGUGACAACAAUGUGUAACCCAACUGAAUACAAAGACACAUGCAUCAAAACUCUUAGCCCUUUGGUUAGUAACGGAUCCGCCAACCCCAAAGUUUUGGUGAAGGGAGCAAUCCAGUUUACCAUGGAUGAGGUCCAGAAGGCUAUUGAACAUACAGAAAAACUGGUAGACGACCCCAAGCUCGUCAACAACAAUGAAACACUGAAGGAAGCUCUUGGUGAUUGCAAGGAGUACUUACAGUACGCAUUGGACGACCUUAAAGAAUCAGUGUCCAUGGUUACUGACAACGAAUUGAAUGCUUUGGGUGAUCUUGCACCUGAGCUUCAGAAUUGGUUGAGUGCUGUGGUUUCAUUCAAGGAAAACUGUCUCGAUGGUCUUGAUAUCAGCCCUGAAUUGAAGAAGGCUAUGAUGGACAAUGGUUUAAUCAGUGUUACUGAAUUUACAACCAAUGCUCUUGGUAUUGUUGGCGAAAUUUCUGACCUCCUCAAAAGUUUUAACAUACCAUUUAACUUGACCAGUGCAGCCGAUUCUGUUCAAGGCAGAGGUUUAACUGAGACAGACAAGGAAGGAUUCCCUACAUGGUUUUCUGGCAACAGCCGAAAGCUUUUGGCUUUACACCAAAGUGGUAGGUUGAGGCCUAAUGCAGUCGUGGCUAAAGAUGGAAGCGGACAGUUUAGGACAAUUAGUGCUGCUCUUGCUGCAUAUCCAAAGAAUAACGUAAAGAACCAGGCACAUGUGAUUUAUGUUAAGGCUGGUAUCUAUGACGAAUACAUCACUAUCACCAAAGACCAGCACAACAUUGUCAUGUACGGAGAUGGUCCAACAAAAUCCAUCGUCACCGGAAGGAAGAGCUUCCGAGACGGUGUCAAGACCGACAAGACCGCCUCCUUCGCCGUUAUCGGAAGGGAUUUCCAUUGCUAUUCGAUGGGAUUCAGAAACACAGCUGGUCCUGAAGGUCAUCAAGCCGUGGCUCUACGAGUUCAAUCAGACAGAUCUGCUUUCUACAACUGUAGAAUGGAUGGAUACCAAGACACUUUGUACGUACAAACCUACCGCCAAUUCUACCGCAACUGCAUCAUAUCAGGCACAAUCGACUUCAUCUUCGGUGACUCUGCAACCAUUAUCCAGAACUCAAUGAUCAUUGUCAGAAAACCCAUGGACAACCAACUGAACACAAUCACAGCUCAUGGAAGGAGCAAGGCUGCUGAAACCACUGGUCUAGUCCUCCAAAACUGUCAAAUCGUGCCAGAACGACAACUUUUCCCUGUCAGGUUCAAGAUCAAUUCAUACUUGGGUCGCCCAUGGAAGGAAUACUCAAGGACCAUUGUCAUGGAAUGCGCUAUUGGUGAUUUGAUUCAUCCAGAUGGUUGGUAUCCAUGGGAAGGUACCUUCGCACUCAACACCUUAGACUACGGUGAGUAUGCAAACACAGGUCCUGGAGCUAACACUGCUAGAAGAGUUAAGUGGAAGGGUUACCACGCCAUCACAGACAGAAAGGUAGCAGCUAGAUACACCGCACAGCCAUUCAUCCGUGGACAAAUGUGGUUGAAAAGCACUGGAGUCCCAUUCAUGCUAGGGUUUACACACUAAUUUGAUCAUUCAAAACUUACAUGUUCUGUUGCUACAAGACUUCUGGAAUGAGAGAAAGAGAGGAAUGCACAUGUAGAAGAAGAAGACAGCAUUGAUUUGUAUUGAGUUUCUUCCUUCUUUUAUUUGGCAGUAUUCUUUUGAGAGAAAAGAAAAUUUAUGAAUAUUUUUUUACUUGUAAAUUUGUCACACAUUUCUAAGAUUCCUAACCCCUCCCAUCAUCA